AUGGUUUCACACUUUGUUGCCAAAGGACGAACUGAGGAAGAAGCCAAGAAGAAUAUGUUUUUGAUGGACAGAUACGGUUUGUUGAAGGAGUCGCUCGCUGAUAAGAUGACUCUGGGUCAGAAAAGUUUCAUGGUGCCAGAUGCUGAUUGGGAAGGCGUCGACACCACUUCUUUGCUCGAAGUUGUUAAAGCUAUUAAGCCCCAUAUCCUCAUUGGCUGUUCGACUAGAGCUGGCGCCUUUACGGAAGACAUUGUAAAGGAGAUGGCCAAGCAUGUAGAGCGUCCCAUCAUUCUCCCUCUCAGUAACCCCACCAGACUGCACGAGGCAGUUCCUGCUGAUUUGAUCAAAUGGACAGACGGCAAGGCCCUUGUAGCCACCGGUUCGCCAUUCCCACCCGUCGACGGAGUAAGUUACACCCGACCCCCCACGCAACGACUUGAGCGAAGCGAGAGGAGCCACGGGGUCUGGGGCAGAGCCCCAGCCGCCGGAGGCACUUCCACCCCAGCAAGUUUACUAACCAUGAAAGCGUGUCAUUUCCGAGAACAAUAA
This is a messenger RNA of Sugiyamaella lignohabitans, 549 nucleotides long. It is a transcript of the gene MAE1, whose product is annotated as malate dehydrogenase (oxaloacetate-decarboxylating). The transcript has a single exon. The record is from RefSeq and is a predicted model, not a curated record. Gene Ontology annotation, molecular function: malate dehydrogenase (decarboxylating) (NAD+) activity; NAD binding. Lineage: Eukaryota; Fungi; Ascomycota; Dipodascomycetes; Dipodascales; Trichomonascaceae. The coding region runs from base 1 to 549 and encodes 182 amino acids. Gene Ontology annotation, biological process: malate metabolic process; pyruvate metabolic process. Gene Ontology annotation, cellular component: mitochondrion.